Messenger RNA from Trichophyton rubrum CBS 118892, 3363 nucleotides. RefSeq lists its product as uncharacterized. NCBI's taxonomy places the organism in Eukaryota, Fungi, Ascomycota, Eurotiomycetes, Onygenales, Arthrodermataceae. Bases 112 to 3363 code for a protein of 1083 amino acids. Gene Ontology annotation, molecular function: RNA binding. Gene Ontology annotation, cellular component: cytoplasmic stress granule. The record is from RefSeq and is a predicted model, not a curated record. Gene Ontology annotation, biological process: cytoplasmic stress granule assembly. The transcript is spliced from 5 exons.
GGUGAGAGAGGCCAUCGUGUGGGUGUUUCUCCGCCGGCAGGCCGUUGUGCCUUUCACCAGCUGCUGCUUUGCCGCCGGUCGACCCAGCUCGACUGCUGUGCGCUUUGAGGCAUGGCGUCCACCGUCAAUAAUAAUGUCAACUCUCUGCCCUCCAACGGAGCUGCUUCCACACCGCUAAACUCCUCUAUUUCCCCAAAUACAAUGGCCUCGAGGGCUGCCGGACGUCCCUCGUCCGGUGUCAAGGGGCCGGAUCUUAGUCGUCGUCAGUCUGGGAGUCCCGUCGAUGGCGGUCAAAGACGACCCAGCUCGCAGAAAGCUUGGACUCAGAACAUCAAUCCAACUACACAGAAACCAUCAAACUCAUAUCCACAGCAGAAUGGAGCCGCUUCAGGGAGGAAGUCUGUCGUCUCUCCCAGCCCGGCGUCUAAGGAGUCGUCUACUCCGGACCAGCACGCACACGACCGCCUUAUCUUCCUUCUCACAGCCGCCAUCGGAAGCAACGUAUCCCUUACCAUGAAAGAUGGCGAGAAGUUCACUGGAAUCUUCUCCGGUUCAACUCUAGAGUCUAAUGAAACUAUAUUAAUUCUCAAGAUGGCCCGUCGUCCCCUAUCAGAGUCAGAUUCCGCACAAUCGAAUGGUGUCAGCCAGAAUGAACCUUCAUACGUUGGCUCCGGCUCAGAUCACCAAUUACUGAUCGAUGUUCAAGAUAUCACCUGCUUGGAUAUCCAAUCGCUAUCCACUUCUGGAGUAGUAGCCAAGGACCAGAAUGGGGCCUCUUCCGGCUUCCGCACAGAUACAGAUAUCUCCGGCAAUCAGCCAGGCCGCGAAAGACAGCUGCAACGCUGGGAACCAAGCGGGACUGACGCAACCCUCGACUGGGCCCCAGAAAGCUCAGGAACUGCAGGGUGGGACCAGUUCGAAACUAAUGCUCGACUCUUUGGUGCCACAUCAAGCUACGAUGAAAAUAUAUACACCACUCGCAUCGACCGCUCAGAUCCGUCCUACAAACGCAAGGAAGCUGAAGCUGCUAGGAUUGCCCGUGAGAUCGAAUCUGCCGAUACUGAUAACGCUCACAUGCGCGAGGAACGAGGCCAUGUCCACCAACAAGACGACACUGACGAAGAAGCAAAGUAUUCCGGUGUCAGACGUGACGUUGCUCCAUUGCCCACCGGACAGCCCAACAAGUAUAUGCCGCCUGCAAGACGACCUCCAACUGGCCAGCCAACCGUUCCCGGGGCUCCCGUUGACCCUGCUAUCAUCUCCGCCCAGCUUGCUCGUCCUGACAGCCAGACCAAAACUCCCACUCAGCCCAAGGAGACCUCCGCCAAGGCCGUUACCCAGCAGGAGAAGGAAAAGGAAAAGGCUCCCGCAGCAGCUUCCAAGUCUUCUGAGGGUCUUAAGACUGUUGCAAGCAACGGUGCAAUCGAGGCAGAGCGCAAGGCCACCGCGGCUGGCCCUUCUUCUCAGCCGUCUGCCGCCUCAUCCACUCCACGCACGGGCGCCGAGAACGCUGCCUCCAAUGUUGAAACUGAAGUACUUGAUCAUUUCCGACGAUUUGCUAAUGAUGAAAAGAUGAAACUUCAAGAACGACGACGCAACCAGGCAUCGUAUGACCGGACGAUCAAACUGAACGAACUUAUGAAAUUUUCCAAGAAUUUCAAACUAGGCACACCUGUCCCCAAGGAUUUGGUUCCCAUUCUUGCCAAAGACCCUAGCAAACAGGAGGAAAUUAUCGAGCGUGCAAAGAGACAACAUGAAGAAAAGAAUGCUGCCAUGCCAAACAAACCAUCCACUGGCACUCCUGCUACAUCAGCUGGCUCUACCAACGUUACCAUGGAGGCAAAAGCAACUUCUCGUAACUCUGGAAGUUCUCGGAAUGAAGGCGGAAACGGUCUCCCUGGAGCAACUCCUGACCGUCAAGGCAGUUAUGGGCGUGGUGGACGUCAAGGCUAUACCCCCAUGGGUCCUCACAGUGGACGCCAGCUUCAGCAUCCAGGAGGCCACUCAGGGCGUGGUGGCCCAGGUUUGCUCAGCCACCGGUUAGUCGAGAUCCAGCAGCAGCGCAAGGGCGCAAACAUGGGCAAUUCUCCAGCACCAUUGCCCACCCAAGAUGCCCGCAUGCAACAGCAUCAACAACAGCAACCGCCACCACCACCACCAACCGGUUCUGCAGGCGAUCAAGGACCAAGCAACGCACCUCCAAAGGCUGCAACUCACACGCCUACAUCUUCUUCUGCGUCAACCAAACUCAACGUUCGUGCCAUGGAGUUCAAGCCUAACCCAGCCGCAAGCACCUUCACCCCUGCCAGUGCAGCAGGUGGUUCUUCCGCCGCUACUCCUGUGAACACUCGACCUCAGUCUGUCCCAAGAGCUACGAGCCCAGCAGCCUUCUUUGGCUCUAAGAAGCCUCGACCAGCGUCUGAGCGUCCUUUGAUCGUUAAUGGCUUCAACCCUGUAAAACGCAUGAAGAAAGAGGCUACUGACGCCGGGUCCAAGGACUACGCCUUUAACGGAGGCAUUCCACCAGCCUACAGAACUGCCCCUACCUGGGAUGUCUCCGCCAUUAACGAGAAGAAGACGUAUGCGGACAUGUUUAAACCCCCAGUUGUCGCUGCCUCUGCUUCUCCCCAAUCCCGAGCUUUGAAUGCUCAAAUGCCUCACCAGCCGCAAUUGCCCUAUCAUCUCCAGCAUGCAACACACACCAUGCCGCCACAAGCUGCACCACCAACUCAUCUUAUCCCUCCGCAACAGCCUCCUAUGCAUUACGAUGAUCACCAUCGUAUGCAAAUGUCUGCAUCUUCAUCUCAAGUAUUUCCAUCCCCCCGGCUGCAGCACAGCACCCCCAUGGCAUACCAGCACUCUGUUGGUCCACACAAUCAGAUGGCCAUGCAUGGUGUGCCUCCAUACUACCCUCAGCCCGGACAUAUGUUUUCUCCUAGCCCUAGCCAUGUCUAUCCGCAGCAUGUUCCUCCAAUGCAGACACAUAGCGGGUACCCUAGUCCAAGUCGUGGUGCACCCAUGAUGAUGCACCAGGGCUCCCAGCAAGGACCUCCGCCUCAGCCCAUGAUGCCGAUGAACGGACAGCAAGGACAAGGCUAUUACGCUCCCCAACAACCUGGCCAUAUGCCCCCGAUGCGUCCUGGCCACCACCAGCAACACCCUCACUUCGCCUCUAGUCCGCACCAAGCCCAUAACUACCCCCACCACCAAUACCGUAGUCAAACCCAAAACAAUAACAGCAACAAUAACAACUUCAAUCAAUUACCUCAUGGGCCUCCACCUCCCAUGCAACCGCAAGGCGGCCCGCCUCCCGCCCCUACCCCAAAUGUCCAUCCAACCGAAGCCCCUGAAGAAGUCAAGUGA